UUGUUGUCAUACCACGUCACCUACGUGGUUUUUCUUCUAGACAGAUGACCAUGAGGACGCACACAAAAUUAUACUUCCUUGUUUAUGUGACCAGCUCUAUUCUUCACUACUCGUGUCCUGCUCAGGCGAAGAACUUUCCAGUGAAUACAAAGGAAUGUGGAUUGUCCGAUCCAGUAGGCAGAGUUAUAAAUGGGAAGUAUAUAACGAAAUCCCAAGUUCCAUGGGUGAUCUUCCUUAGUAGGGUAUACCAUGGAUAUCUCCGAUACUGCACUGGAACCAUUAUAACAAAUAACGUCAUUGCAACAGCAGCUCACUGUGUUGAAUCAAGAGGCGAAACAAUUCUGAAGAUGCACGUUUACUACAAUACCUCGAUUCCCAAAGGAGGUACAUGCGUGACUGUGGAACGAGGGAUUAUUCACGAAAAGUAUGUAAGACCAGAACACGGAUACGACAUUGCCCUCAUACAGCUUGUCAAACCGAUUCCGGGCUUCAGCAGAUUCGUGAGACCUGUUUGUCUCCCUCGUGAAAGCUCGAAGACCCCUGCUCGUUCCUUGCUUGUGGUUGGAUUUGGUGCUAUUGAUUUCAAUCAUACCGACUCGAAGCACCUGCAGUACUACGUAACAAAGCCUCUGUCAGACGAAAAUUGUGAUGUUGCUUUGAAGCAUCGAAGAAUACACGCGACUAGUGACCGUGUAAUCUGUGGUACAAGUAGCCACCAGAGAGCAUGGAAGGGUGACUCCGGUGGACCGCUAACGGCUGUAUCCAAGAGCGGGAAGUCGACUCUGUACGGAAUGGUGUCCUUUGGCUCAAGGAGAAGAAAAGCGCAUGCCCCGACGGUGCAUACACGGAUUUCGGCAUUUGUUCCCUGGAUACGGAAGUCACUGAGAAAUAUACAAAGCUGGAAACCCGUCGUUGCUCAGCUCGCUGCAAAUGCAAAAGAAGACCAUUCCUGCACGUGGUAAGAUGUUCACCAUCCAUGACAUGACACUUAU
Messenger RNA from Dermacentor silvarum, 992 nucleotides. Its product is annotated as chymotrypsin-like elastase family member 2A. Gene Ontology annotation, molecular function: serine-type endopeptidase activity. The record is from RefSeq and is a predicted model, not a curated record. NCBI's taxonomy places the organism in Eukaryota, Metazoa, Arthropoda, Arachnida, Ixodida, Ixodidae. Bases 45 to 962 code for a protein of 305 amino acids. The transcript is spliced from 8 exons. Gene Ontology annotation, biological process: proteolysis.